Messenger RNA from Striga asiatica, 1092 nucleotides. The record is from the annotation of a GenBank genome assembly. Lineage: Eukaryota; Viridiplantae; Streptophyta; Magnoliopsida; Lamiales; Orobanchaceae.
AUGGCUACACGGUUCACCGUCACCCACUCGGCCUCCAUGGCCGCAAACCUCUCUCCCGCCUCCGGCAAAGGCGGCGCCACGCGGUUGUUUCACGGUAUCUCAAAGCGAUCGCGGAUUUUUCAACACCCGUUGUUGGGAAACCCGAUCCGAGUUAUUCCGGAUUCUCCCGCUCUGGAUUGGCGACUGAUUUCAGAAGACCGAUGCCGUUUGCUCAGGCGAUUCUGUCUGGGGAAAUUGUUGGAGGAAGGAGUCAAUCGCCAGUUAUCGCGUCCUUAUCCCUUCCUUUCAUUCAUGGUUCUAACUGGUUGCCAUGUAAAGGGUUCGCUAGCGCAGAGGUGGACAGGGGAAAGGCACUUUCUGGUACCGAAUCCGUUGGAGACUCGGAUUGCUAGUCGUGGUGGCCGUAAAUGUUCUGAAGCAUUGGCGGCCAUCAAGAAUAGUUGUGCAAGUGCAAGCAGUGUGAAGGUUUUGCAACAGAAACAUGGUGGUAGUAAGUCUGAUAAUAGUUGGCCUUUGAAAAUGUUGAACUUCUGUUUUACCUCUGAGGAUGCUAAGGCGGCUUUCACUGCCGUCAGUGUUGGCAUGUUGUUCAAAUCAACUUUGGCGGAGCCGAAGUCGAUUCCCUCAAUGUCUAUGUACCCGACACUUAAUGUGGGUGAUCGAAUUCUGGCUGAGAAGGUUUCUUAUGUUUUCAGGAAUCCUGAAGUUUCAGACAUUGUGAUUUUCAAGGCUCCUUCAUUUCUUCAGGAAGUUGGAUUUAGUCCGUCUGAGGUGUUCAUCAAAAGAGUAGUAGCAAAAGCUGGUGAUUGCGUUGAAGUUCAUGGUGGAAAAUUGAUGGUCAAUGGUGUAACUCAAGACGAGGACAUCAUCUUGGAGCCAAUUGAGUAUUUAAUGGACCCAAUGCUUGUACCGGAGGACUGCGUGUUUGUGUUGGGAGACAACCGAAACAAUAGUUUGGACUCUCAUAACUGGGGCCCACUGCCUAUCGAGUACAUUGUUGGUAGAUACCUCUUCCGCUACUGGCCUCCUUCAAAAGUAUGCAGCACUCUUCACAGCACUCCCCAGCAAUGGGGUGUUGUUGCAUUUUCGUGA